Saccharomyces kudriavzevii IFO 1802 is the source of this 1206-nucleotide messenger RNA. It is a transcript of the gene EAF3, whose product is annotated as Eaf3p. NCBI's taxonomy places the organism in Eukaryota, Fungi, Ascomycota, Saccharomycetes, Saccharomycetales, Saccharomycetaceae. The record is from RefSeq and is a predicted model, not a curated record. Gene Ontology annotation, biological process: regulation of DNA-templated transcription; chromatin organization. The transcript has a single exon. Bases 1 to 1206 code for a protein of 401 amino acids. Gene Ontology annotation, cellular component: NuA4 histone acetyltransferase complex; nucleus; Rpd3S complex.
AUGGUUGAUUUGGAGCAAGAGUUUUCGCUCGGUGGCCGUUGUCUGGCAUUUCAUGGCCCUCUUAUGUAUGAGGCGAAGAUCCUGAAGAUAUGGGAUCCAUCUUCGAAAACGUAUACGGACAUUCCUAAUGACAAGCCAGGUGUUAACUUGCAAACAGCGAAGGAAAUGCAGCCACAGAAACUGGGAGAAGACGAAAGCAUUCCGGAAGAAAUUAUCAACGGGAAGUGUUUUUUCAUCCAUUACCAAGGUUGGAAGUCCAGUUGGGACGAGUGGGUUGGAUAUGAUAGAAUACGGGCUUAUAACGAGGAGAAUAUCGCCAUGAAGAAGAGGCUGGCCAACGAAGCCAAAGAGGCCAAGAAAUCGCUUCUGGAGCAGCAGAAAAAGAAGAAAUUUUCUACCAGUUUGGGUGGUUCCAGUAAUGGUGGCAAGAGAAAGGGUGAUGGCCGUUUGAAUGCUGGUAUAAGCAAGAGUGCGUCACAAGGUUCUUUAGCAUCUUCCGUGAGUGGAAGGAAAAGCGGGAGAAGUUCCGCUAAUUCCCUCCAUCCAGGCAGUUCUUUGCGCUCUUCCUCAGAUCUAAAUGGCAAUGAUGAUCGUAGACGAUCUUCUUCAAUGUCACCGAAUAUUUUGCAUCACAUAGCUGGCUAUCCUACGCCCAAGAUUUCCUUACAGAUUCCCAUAAAGUUGAAGAGUGUGUUGGUUGACGAUUGGGAAUACGUGACGAAGGAUAAAAAAAUUUGCAGAUUACCUGCUGAUGUAUCUGUUGAACAGUUAUUAAACAAAUACGAGCAUGAAGUAAGCCAAGAACUGGAGUCGCCAGGGUCGCAAUCGCAGUUGAGCGAGUAUUGUGCCGGCCUCAAGCUGUAUUUUGAUAGAAGCCUAGGGAAUAUGCUUUUAUAUAGAUUAGAACGGUUGCAAUAUGACGAACUUCUGAAAAAGUCAGCAAAAGACCAGAGCCAAUUGAUACCUAUUAAAGUUUAUGGACCCAUCCAUUUGCUAAGAUUGAUAAGUGUCCUACCAGAGUUAAUAUCGUCCACAACGAUGGAUUUACAAAGUUGUCAGCUUCUAAUUAAACAAACUGAAAACUUCCUGGUAUGGCUAUCGAUGCAUAUGGGCAAAUAUUUCAAUGACAAGGAUCCAAACCGUAGUGACGACGCUUUAUACGUAAAUACGUCUAGUCAGUACGAAGGAGUGGCGUUAGGUAUGUGA